This is a messenger RNA of Ciona intestinalis (vase tunicate), 616 nucleotides long. The record is from RefSeq and is a predicted model, not a curated record. NCBI's taxonomy places the organism in Eukaryota, Metazoa, Chordata, Ascidiacea, Phlebobranchia, Cionidae.
AGAAGCAAGCUUAUGUGCUGGUUAUUUAGAAGGAACUGCCACAAAGUCAAUGAUUGAGGACAACUGGUUCAACACCAUUGGAGACAUGUGCAACCCGAUGUCAACGUUUUGUUUAAAUUUGAAGAAGUUUCUGGAAUCGAACAUGGAAUUUAUGAUUUCUAUGAUUAAAAACAAUCCAGAUUCGCCAUAUUGGAAACAGGUUGAAUUAAACUUACUACAACUACAAGGGUUAGAAGAUGCUUAUUAUGGUGAAGCAAUGAACUUUAAUUCAACUCUGCACCUAAAACCUAUGGGUCUCAUACUCAUCAACAUAAAUGGCGACCUCGAGUCUUUACAAACCGUCCUCAGUGAAGAUCACGUGAACCAUCAUCAUGUGAUUGGGUCCGGUUCAUGCUCAGCUCUCAUUAAAUUACUCCCGGGAUAUAAAGACCUUUACGCAGCCCAUGAUACAUGGAAUGGGUAUAACUCAAUGCUGAGGAUCAUCAAGAAAUAUCAACUUUCUUAUAAAGAUGACAACGGUAUAUUUGUCUUUUUGUUUAUAAUAAUUUAUAUUCUAUCAUUGUUUAUAGUAAGAUUUAUUUUUUUCAUUGUUUAUGAAUGAUUAAGAUCAUAACUA